Messenger RNA from Oncorhynchus masou masou (cherry salmon), 9700 nucleotides. Its product is annotated as protein phosphatase Slingshot homolog 1-like. The transcript is spliced from 15 exons. The coding region runs from base 338 to 3523 and encodes 1061 amino acids. Lineage: Eukaryota; Metazoa; Chordata; Actinopteri; Salmoniformes; Salmonidae. The record is from RefSeq and is a predicted model, not a curated record. Gene Ontology annotation, cellular component: cytoplasm. Gene Ontology annotation, biological process: protein dephosphorylation; actin cytoskeleton organization; negative regulation of actin filament polymerization. Gene Ontology annotation, molecular function: actin binding; protein tyrosine/serine/threonine phosphatase activity.
AUCACUGUGUGGUUGGCUGGCAGCAACUGACUAGCAUAAGCUCGCAUCCCCUGGUGGAAGCGGUUUUGUGCAGGCUAGUGAGAAAGCCGCAACAUGGGGAACGAUAAGUACAUGCUCUGUACGUUCUUACUAUGAAAUUCGUCUAUUUUUAUUUGAGAAAAUUUAAAAGGAACAACUGGCUUCCAGAUUUUAGGACGAUGGAAAUUUAACGGCGAUGAAAUUCUCUGCUUCGACCGCUAUAGACGUUGACACCAAGAAACAAUUUCCUUAGGUUAUUCACCCGGAAUAAAGCUGUUCUCUGGACAGGCUACACCGGCCUGUGCAGACUCUCUCAGCCAUGGCUCUGGUUACUUUGCAGCGCUCCCCUACCCCAAGCGCUGCAUCCACAGCCAGCACAACCACCACCAACGUGGGGGAGGACUUUGGGAGUGAUGAUGAGCGCCGGCUAAAUCAGAGCCUGAGCGAGAGCUUCUUCAUGGUGAAGGGUGCCGCCCUCUUCCUGCAGCAGGGCAGCAGUCCUCAGGACCAGAAAGCACAUCCCCACCACAAACAUGCAGGAGACUUACCUCAGCACCUGCAGGUGAUGAUCAACAUUCUUCGCUCGGAGGACCGAAUCAAACUGGCGGUGCGAUUGGAGAGUGCCUGGUCAGACAGAGUGCGUUACAUGGUGGUGGUGUACACCAGCGGACGACAGGACACAGAGGAGAACAUCCUGCUGGGCAUAGACUUCAGCGACAAGGACAGUAAAAGCUGCUCCGUUGGCAUGGUGCUGCCCCUGUGGAGUGACACCAAGAUCCAUCUGGAUGGAGACGGGGGUUUCAGUGUGAACACAGUGAGCCGGAAUCAUGUCUUCAAACCUGUGUCUGUACAGGCCAUGUGGUCGGCUCUGCAGAUCCUCCACAAGGUGUGUGAGGUGUCCCGCAGGUACAACUACUUCCCCGGGGGCAUGGCCCUCACCUGGAUGGGUUACUAUGAGAGCUGCAUCGCCUCAGAGCAGAGCUGCAUCAACGAGUGGAACGCCAUGAGAGACCUGGAGACCUUGCGGCCUGACUCUCCCACCAUGUUUGUCGACAAGCCCACAGAAAGGGAGCGGACAGAGUGCCUUAUCAAAGCCAAACUCCGUAGCAUCAUGAUGUUCCAGGACCUGGAGAACGUCACCUCUAAACAGAUCCGGACGGAGCUGGAGCAGCAUAUGAGCUGUAACCUGAUGCAGUACAAGGAGUUCAUCGAUAACGAGAUGCUGCUGAUCCUGGGCCAGAUGGACAAGGCAACACUCAUAUUUGACCACCUCUAUCUGGGAUCUGAAUGGAAUGCCUCCAAUCUGGAAGAGCUUCAGGACACUGGGGUGGGCUAUAUCCUCAACGUCACCAGGGAGAUAGAUAACUUCUUCCCAGGAACAUUCUCCUACCACAACAUACGGGUCUAUGAUGAGGAGACGACAGACCUGCUGGCCCACUGGAACGAGACAUACAACUUCAUAGUUAAAGCAAAGAAGAACCACUCCAAGUGUCUGGUCCACUGUAAGAUGGGUGUAAGCCGCUCGGCCUCCACCGUUAUUGCUUACGCCAUGAAGGAGUAUGGUUGGUCACUGGAGAAGGCCUUCAACUUUGUCAAGCAGAAGAGAAGCAUCACACGGCCCAACACAGGCUUCAUGAGACAGCUGGCUGAGUACGAGGGCAUCCUGGAUGCCAGUAAGCAGCGUCACAACAAGCUGUGGCGUCCUGACCGCCCCGACCCAGACUGUGACCUCCAUGAGGGACUGCAGGCCCAGUGCUGUGAGGUGGAGUACCCAGCGAACCGGACCCCUGAGCCGGGGAUGUCCCCCUGCUAUGAGGAGGCUCUUGAGGAGAAGGGGGCGGCAUGUCCCCUUUCCCCCUGCAGGAUGAUCAGUCUGGAGGUGGACCCCGCCUACAACAACUACUACUUCCGCAGGCUGUCUGACUCGGCCCUGGACAGUGACCCCUCCACGCCGGUGCGCGCUCCGCCCCUCCUGGACAUGGAGAGGGUCUUCAUAGAGAUUGAGGACGUGGAGCGUGACGCCCUGCUGGAUGACGAGGCCUUUGAGGGGCGGGAGGGCCUGCCGCUGCCACACAUUGGGCUGGCUGGGGUGGGGACGGCGGCCCAGACCUCUUGUAGAGGACCAGAGCCCCUGGAAGAGCUGCGCCUGCGUCUGGAGUUCAGCACUGUAGAGGAGGAGGAUGAGGAGGAUGUUCAGAAAGAUGAAGCAGAGAUGGAGGCGUUAGCACAGCCAGGAGGAAGAGUGGGGAGUGCAGGAGGAGGUGAUGGUGAUGGAGAGGUGGAGAUGGUUCAGGAAGAGGAGGGAGAGAAGGAGGGCAAUGGGCUGGACCUGGUAACCCUGAACCAGAACUCCAACAAUAACAACCACUUUAAUACGCUGUCCAGCUUCAAUGACACUGCUCCUUCCAAACCCGCUCACCCAGUCAAGCCUUCAGCCCUCUCGCGAUCAGACAACAAGCCCAGCCAUAACAUUGAUUCACUGACCCAGGAUUCUGAUCUCUGCCUUAACCCCACACACCUCCCCAGUGUGCCCAGUGGCUCUGUGGAGGUCCCAAGUGCCACUCUCCCUCUCCCACUUACCUCCCCCGACACACCCUGUUCCCCCAGCCUGCUGCACCCCUGUGGCCCUCUGUGUGACUGUGCCAACUGUGCUGCUCUGCCCUCUACACCUCUGCCUGAUGCCCAUGACUCCCCCUGCUCUCUGACAUCUGAGGACAUGGCUGGUGAGGCCAAGGGUGAGGAAGGGAAGCUUUUAGGGGUUUCUGAGCCUCUCCCUGUCCAAGAGCUGCUGGGACUGAGCCUGGAGGAGAAGAGGCCGGAGGUGGCCUGCUACGUGGCCCAGCAGCAGGAGACUCUAGUGCAGCUACAGAGGUCAGGGCUGGUCCGCCGAAGGGCAGAGAGGCUGGAGAGGCUGUCAGGUCUGUCCCAGGAGGGGCUUCAUCCCUUGGAGCCUCUAGACAGCCCCCACUCAGGAGCCAGAGAGGGUCCCAGUCCUGUGGAGGUAGAGUUCUCAGCCUUCCCAGAAGACCUCCCCAAGUCCUCCACACCAUGCCCAGUGCCCCUAGAGUUGCUGGUGGUUCCUCUGACUAACGAGGCCCUGCUGGGUGCAGUGGGGUCUGGGGGGCUGACGCCCAACUCUUCCCCCCAUGGCUCCACACUGACACGUAGCUCCAGCAGUGACAGCAUUCGCAGCGUCAGGGGCAAACCCGGCCUGGUGCGCCAGAGGGCUCAGGAGAUCGAGACCCGCAUGAGGCUGGCCGGCCUCACCGUGCCCUCAAGCCUCAAACGCUCCAACUCACUGGCCAAACUGGGCAGUCUCAACUUCUCGGCUGAAGACCUGUGCUCCGUCUGCUCCUCGGAUGCAGGCACCCUCCUGCUCCUCUCUCUUUCCCCAGAGCCAGGCCUAGAAUGGGAGUGCCCCUCCACCUCUUCCUCCGCCCAGCCCAGAGCACACAGGGACAAGACCACCCCAGAGAGAGCACUGUCCGGGGGUCCCAGGAGCUGACAGGAAGGAUGGAGGGACACUCCUCCACCCAUCCCUCCAUCCCCCACUCUGUGCUGGGGAGGGUCACACAGAUUUUGGAGAGGGGAGAGGGACAGUCUUAAAAAACAAAUGUGUAUAUAGAAUUAUACAUGUAUAAAUAAACAUUUGAAUAAUAUAAAUAUAUAUUAAUAUAAAUCCACAUCAUAUUUAAGGAAGAAUUAACAGAAUCCAAAUAUUAUACCAUAGUCCAGAUGGUAUCUUGGUUAAAGCCUGCUCGGUAUCUUGGUUAAAGGCUGCUUGGUAUCUUGGUUGAAGGCUGUUCUUGCAUGCAGCGCAAUGAAUGUGUGUGCAAAGAUGAACCUCAUACAGAAGACCUGGCCUUCAUCAGGACUUGAAGUGGUUUUCAUGUCUGGUCCUCUGCCUUUCUAGCUGUCCAGAGAUCAGAGUUACAGCUUUAUCAUCAUCAUAAUCAUUAUCAUAUUAUCAUCAUCAUAAUCAUUAUCAUCACCAUCAUAUACCCUGCCUUUCACAAGCAGAUACAUUUUGUUUUUUUAUCACAGACUUUACCAUCACAAUUUGUUGUUUACUUUGCCAUUGGUUAAUGUUAAUUGUGGUGUAUUUUGAUGAAGUGCUGCCUUAGCCAGAGUUGAUCAUCAGAUGAUAUUGAUUUUGCUCUAUCAUUGGGUAUAGUGCUCCCGAAGUUUCACCAUGUGCUGAAAACAAAGGGGAGAAGUGGGUGUAGUUGUCUGUGUUGUAUUUGUCACUGCUGUCUUGGGUUCUGUAAGCAGUAUGAGACGCACAUUGACUGUAAACUUGUCAUAACACAAACAGCACCAUUAAUUCGGUGUGCAUCAUGUAUUUUGGAGAGAUGUCGUGAUAGGUCAAAUGUAUGUGACAUCAUCAUAUCGGGUAUGCAAAAACGUUUUCUUCCUCUUGUCACCUCAGUGUUAAUGACAAUCCUUUACAGGUUAGAGGCUGUUACCAACGAUGUGAUAUUAGAAAUGUAUUUAAAAAAUCAUACAAGCAUAGAGUCUCGUUCCUCUGCUUCUGAGCCUGCAUUGUAUUUUGGUAUUUGCAUAAAAAAGUUGAUUCAUUUUGGAUGAGCCAAAUAUAUAUCAGAAAUCAUUUUCAAACUAUUCAGAUCCCAAAACAUAGAAUACAAAAACAAAAAGACCAUAGCCCCCUCCUGCAAGUACUGCAGUGUGAUUCCACUUCUGUAAGAAAAGUACUUCCUUCAUCAUAGUCCCCUCCAUUUCUGACGCUUUCAUGGUAUAAUGUCCUCCAAGCUUCCAACAUGUCCCUGUGUCAAAACAUCCAGAUAUCAUUCCAAGAAUCUUCUGGGACCAUUCAACCUCUGUGACACCACGGUGAUGUGGUGUUUUUCAUUUUGUUCAAGUAGUUCUACAGAUCCCGCUCUUGUCAGGUGAGAAGUUCACAUGCUUUGUCAUAGAGAUCCUACAUCUCUACGGGCUGUAUGUUGUAUCUAUAUAGGAUCUCUACGGGCUGUAUGUUGUAUCUAUAUAGGAUCUCUAUGAGCAAUAUGUUGUUUCUAUAUAGGAUAUCUACGGGCUGUAUGUUGUAUCUAUAUAGGAUAUCUACGGGCUGUAUGUUGUAUCUAUAUAGGAUAUCUACGGGCUGUAUGUUGUAUCUCUAUUGGAUCUCUACGGGCUGUAUGUUGUAUCUAUAUAGGAUAUCUACGGGCUGUAUGUUGUAUCUAUAUAGGAUAUCUACGGGCUGUAUGUUGUAUCUCUAUUGGAUCUCUACAGGCUGUAUGUUGUAUCUAUAUAGGAUAUCUACGGGCUGUAUGUUGUAUCUAUAUAGGAUAUCUACGGGCUGUAUGUUGUAUCUAUAUAGGAUAUCUACGGGCUGUAUGUUGUAUCUAUAUAGGAUAUCUACGGGCUGUAUGUUGUAUCUAUAUAGGAUAUCUACGGGCUGUAUGUUGUAUCUAUAUAGGAUCUCUACGGGCUGUAUGUUGUAUCUAUAUAGGAUAUCUACGGGCUGUAUGUUGUUUCUAUAUAGGAUAUCUACGGGCCAUAUGUUGUAUCUAUAUAGGAUAUCUACGGGCUGUAUGUUGUAUCUAUAUAGGAUAUCUACGGGCCAUAUGUUGUAUCUAUAUAGGAUAUCUACGGGCUGUAUGUUGUAUCUAUAUAGGAUAUCUACGGGCUGUAUGUUGUAUCUAUAUAGGAUAUCUACAGGCUGUAUGUUGUGUCUAUUUAGGAUCUCUAUGGGCAGUAUGUUGUUUCUAUAUAGGAUCUCUAUGGGCUGUAUGUUGUAUGCAGGGUAGUCCGUAGUUGUCUGGUUUAUAGUCUUAAUAGGGUUGUCUCCUGAGCCCCCCAUACUGUACCUGGGCUCUCACCUGAGAUUCAACAACAGUAGAGUACAUUGAGAAUGAUAUGAUGACACAGCCGAAGGGGCUGGAGAAAAGCCAUUCCCUUUACAACAUCUUGCAGCUCCUUUCUACCCUCCCUUCCCAACAUGGAUUAGCCUGUGUCUAGGCCUGGAUUUACCCGGGGAGUUGUACAGGUCCUUUCUGAGACUGGCUACACUGAACGCUAAUCUUAUUAGGGGUUCAAGUAUCGAAGCUGAGAGAAACCCUGUUGUAUUUGUUGCCGUUCAUUGUAAUACCGGUUCUUUCCGCAAGGAUAAUGAACAUGCAAAUUCCUGUGUGAUGGUAAGGCUGAGGAGGGUACAACUUGGCAUGAUGGGAAAAGCCCAUAGUCCACACCGUCUCAUGCAAUGCCACGCCAAGGCCUCAUGGUGGAGCUAUAUCAAGCGCUUAAAAUGACACAUUUUGAAAGGUCAUGACCCUUAUCGCAUGUGACCUAGAGUACUGAAAUUCAGUACACAGAUUUCUCUCCUCACAUGGACCAAAUUUUCCUCAAGAUCCCAUAAGGUCCAUUAUGAUGGAUUUUCUGCCAUUUAGAAUUUUUUGAAAAACACUUAAAUUAAAUCUCCUCCGGAACCACUGGGCCGAUCAGGUUGAAACUUGAUUUAUCGCAUCUAUUGACCAAGGUCUCUCAACGCAAUAUUUUCCUGGCUAGCACCUGAAAGAAUACGGACCAAUAAACAUUCAAGUGGGUGUGACCUGGCACAUAAAUGUAUAAAAAUCUGACACGGUUAUUCGUAUUGUAACAACUUGCUAUACAUGUUCAAAACCCUGUCUGGACUUAACGUAUGCAAGCACAUUUAGAUCGACCACAUAGUGGCUAUAAUGGGCACAUAUUUAUAUCUCUUGAUCUGUUUGACUUUGUCGUGAAAUUAGGCACACAUGCUCAGGGAGGCGAGUCAAGCUAACCUGUAGAGUAUGGUUCUAUUUGGCCGCACGGGGGCGCUGUUGGGCAUGAUAAAUAAUACAUGCGAGCUCAUUGGCUUAGCGGCCAUAUUGUUUGAGCUCAAGUCUUAUUUGGAGACGUGUCUAUAGAUGCUAAAUACCAAAUUUGGUGCUGAUCGGUCCAGCAGUUCUGGAGAAGGUGUUUAAAGUAGUCAACAUUUGAAAAGGUCCAAAAUACAUCAAAAGCAUGUUGCAUGAUCUGUUGGAUUUUGAGUUCUGAUAUUUGGAAAGCGUGGGAAGGAAUACAGAAGUGGCUCGCCCUAGUGUGACUUGUUUAAUCUGCUCUGGGGCCAUAGCUUGAACCCCGGCAUGGCUGCUUGCAGCUAUAUGUUAAACUGCUCUCGGUCAGGUUUGUAAUUUGAGCAGGGAACUCACAGGAUUCCCCACCUCCGUAACUUAUUUUUGAUCCACGAUCCUUUAUUGCAUCUGAGAACUGAGUUGUGCUGCAUAAUUGAAUUUGUGAGCAGUUGCAUUGGGAGUUGUACAAAGUCUUCUUCCGGUUCCAGAGAAUGUUUUUCUCUGAUCUUUUCUCUGAGGGUCACACCAUUCCUUAUGCAUGAAGUCACAAGAGCCAUGUGUCAUUUCACUUCCAUCAUUCUUCUUUCUCUCCCUCUUUCUGUAUCACUACAGCUGUACUGAAAGUGUCCCGCUGACUAUUUCACAUUCCAUGUCACCCAAUUCAUUCCACUCAGCUUGUCUUCAUCCAUAAGUGAAAAGAAUAGAGGUUCUUUAUGCAACAUCUUGCUACUUUGCCAUAUGUUUUUUUACAAAAAUGUUGCAGUCAAAUAUUUUGUUUUGAAAUUAUUUUUUAAGUUCAGUAUUUGUGUUUGUGCAUGAGAGUGGUUACAUGGUUACUGUGAACUAUUUAUGAGAAGUGAAAAUAAACUUUAAAACACAUGAAUAGGUUCAUAUUGCACAUGCAUUUCUCCCACACGUAUGAGAGCACAUGAAGAAUGUACUGUAUGUUAAUAUGUAUGUACAGUAGUUGAUGAUGUUGCAGAAGAUACUGCUGUAUAGUACUGUAUGUAUGUGUCUGGUAACAUGGAGAGCACAGACUUAGUUCUUCCCAAUGACUCCAGUUCCUGUGCGGACACACACACUGUUACUGCAAGCAGUGUCCUUCCAGUUUUAAUCAGUUGUACUGUGUGUGUCUGUUUGUGUAUGUAUGUACAUAUGCUAUUUUAUUGAAACGCUGUGUCAGAGAUGCCUGUUUAUUUUUUUUAUGGUUCUAUUGGGCACAACCCAUACAGCCACUUACCGCUGAAAUCUUGAAUUGAAAGUGUCCAAUUAGCUGGCACAUUGCCUCUGUCUACCCAGGGUUCUCCCCAAAGAAUGUAAUAGAGGCGCUGUGCCACCUUGUGGACUAGCUGCGCCACUAUGUAAUAUUUAGUUUUUAAGUCAAUUAAAAAUAAACACAGUACUUUAUUUGUUAUCAUAUACGAUUUUUUGGGGGGUCUAGAUUGCAGUAAAUGGCAGUUACAGGUGUUAAAAAAUGCCAAAAUUCCUGGGGCGAACCCUGCUACCAUGAUAACAUUUAUGAUGCAUUAUCAAGGAAAAGAUACUGUGUAAAUGUGUGUGUUUGGUGUGGCACACAGAAACACUGAUGUGCACAUAUACAGUACCUCUGUACUGUAGAGAUGGCUCUGCAAUGUGUCUCCCCAGUUUACACCCUUGCUGCUUUCAUUACAAGAUGAGGGUUUAGUUACCGUUUUUCCUUCUCCGCUGUACAGUAGAUCUCAGAAGGCAGAACGAUGGAUUUGCUUCCCAGGUGCAAGGCCAACAUCUCUGGACAGCAGGGCUGUCCUAUGGUGUGUGUGAAUGUGUGUGCAAUAAUGUAAUAUGCACACUGUUUAAAAUGUGAGUGAUAAUCUGGUCCCUUUUAAAAAUGUAUGCCAACCUCUGUUGUGGGGUGUGUUCAGUUUGGCGUCUGAUGCUGCACACAGUGCAGAUGGCGGUCCUUAGUGGUAUAUGGGUGUGUGAGCCAUUAGUCCACAUCCAUUUAGGUUUGAUUUAUGGACACACAAGUGCCUUAGCCGGGAGACCAGAGGUAUAGAGCUGUGUGUGUAUGUGUGUGUGUGUGUGUGUGUGUGGUGCUGCCAGUAUUGCAGAGGGUUCAGAUGGAAGGGUAGGGUAGAUGCAUGAUGGGACACUCUGUGGCAAGACUUCCCUUUCGCUUUAGUAGAACAAUGGCCCUGCAUUUAGUCUCAGUUCUUUCAUUGUUGUUAUUUCUAGUAAUAGACUUAGAUGUGAAACAGGAAUCUGAAACCUGGUGUUCCUUUUUUUUAACCUUCUGGUACAUUCUUUGAUUUGAAGAGGAAAAAAACUGAAUCUCCUCUUCUCUUCCUUAUCGCGUUCACAUGUCCAUCAGGGUUGCCGAGACGGGAUCUUGACUCCAAACUUGUUUGUGCCCUUUAAAUGUGGAAGAAAAUCAAAGUUCUAUCCAUGGGUGUUGUCACUAAAUAGAGACACCAUUGAAGCUGUUAAAAGAUACAAAAUGAGAAUCAGAAUGUCUUAUUUAUGUGUGUCUGUGAUCUCUGUUACAUCUUAUGUAUUGCACUUUUGGGAGAAACAGAAGUGAUACAGUGGAAUCAUCCGCAUUGUGUCAUACCGAUAGAUGAGUGUUCCUAUCACUAAUGGUUUAUGAAGCUUCUCAUAGGCUUAAAGUCAAACCAAUUUGGCAAAGAUCACAGUGAUAGGUUGCUCCACAGAUUUUUGUUAAAGUUUUAUCUUUUUUUAUAUUGAAGUAUGCAGUCAUUUUUUUGUACUGUAAUUUUGCUGUAGUUUGAAUGCAUAUUGCACUUUUUUUUAAACAUUUGUUAAAAUAAUGUACUGUAUCUGUUUGUGAAAUUAAAUGUUUUUUCAUGCUA